This is a messenger RNA of Armigeres subalbatus, 1260 nucleotides long. RefSeq names its product CLIP domain-containing serine protease B4-like. NCBI's taxonomy places the organism in Eukaryota, Metazoa, Arthropoda, Insecta, Diptera, Culicidae. Bases 84 to 1022 code for a protein of 312 amino acids. The transcript has 3 exons. Gene Ontology annotation, molecular function: serine-type endopeptidase activity. Gene Ontology annotation, biological process: proteolysis. The record is from RefSeq and is a predicted model, not a curated record.
UUUAUUAAAGAAGCUGAGAAAAAUAUGAUUCAUUGGUGCUGGGAUUGCGUUUGGUAGAACGUAGCACUAUUCAGUUCCUUAAAAUGCCAACAUCUACCAACAUUACUAAGGAAGGAUUGAUAUUCCUUGUGGUGUUCCUACAUCUUAUCAUCAUACUCAGAGCGGAACAAUCACAUGGCGCUUUCCAUCUUCCGGAACCUGGAACAUGCGGAGUGAGUCUUGCGGACCGUAUCAGAGGAGGAAAUAAAACGGCCCUCAAUGCAUACCCUUGGGCUGCACUGUUUGGCGUGAAAUUCGUUGGAGACACAACCGGUCGGAUACAAUUCAUUUGUGGAGCAUCUCUCAUUUCGGAUCGAUAUGUCCUAACGGCGGGACACUGUUUCAAAAGCAUCGUUCCAGAAGAGCACAGAGUGGUGAUCCGUCUGGGCGAGUGGGACAUUGAAAGCGAGCCGGAUUGCGUCGAGGAAUUUUGCUCCGAUAAAGCGGAGGAUUACGAGAUUGAAACCUACCGACGGCACGAGAACUAUACAUCGGACCCUACUCACAAUGACUUGGCGCUAAUCAAGCUGCCUCGCAAAGUCAGCUUCACGGAGUUCGUUUCCCCUGUGUGUCUUCCACUGUCCGAGCAGUUGCGCAACCAAUCCGAAGUAGGGAAAAUAUUCACCGCCGUCGGAUGGGGAACCACCGACAGGGAAGUGGGAAAGCCUGGAUUUUACAAAAGUCGCUUCAAGUUGGAGGUCGAUUUGCCCGGAGUCUAUUGGGAAGCAUGCCGGGAGCUGGUGCCCAGGCUGUGGCCUUCGGAGUUUUGCGCCGGGAAUGGCACAGACGAGCAAACCUGUAAGGGUGAUUCCGGUGGAGCGGUGGUUGCUCCGGAGAGCGACGGAAAUUGGUACCAGUACGGGAUUGUGAGCUAUGGGUUUGCUUGUGGAGUUGGACCAUUCAGUAUGUACGCGAGGGUUAGCAGCUUUUUACCGUGGAUAAUGGAAAAUUUGAGUGAGAUGGAUAAGGACACCGAUGCUUGAAACUAUCGUCCUAGAAAAUGAAUAGGUGAUUCUUUUUUUUAUCUUUAUUAACGAGACUUUCAGCCCUGGGCUGGCUCGUCUCGGAGGUGAUUCUUGUAUAUAAGUUAUUAUGGUAAUGGUAAAGGGUAAACAGAUCACUAGAAAGCGUUUUUGUAUGAAAAAAUCUUCUGGCUUUUUUAGUAUGAGCUAUAUUAAAAUGGGUUAUUUGCAUUGUCCAACGUUUCGACCUGUUAACCCA